CUUAAUGAAAGUGGCUGGGAGUCCUCUCUCUCACCCACACACACAGACACACACUUCUUCUUCUGGCACAUUUGCACUCACACACAUCCCAGUGCAGGGAGCUGAAGCUCAGCUCAGUCCAGUCCUCUCCUGCUCGAGCGAGGAGUCUUCUGGAGAUCGGUCUGUCUCCUGGAGCGAAGAGGCCAAACCGAUUCAGUUGUGCAGUCGGGUCGCUCUCCCCGAAGCUCCGGUUAGUCGGCUGAGGGAGCCGAGUGGGGGGUGAACCAGCGGAAGAACAGGAAUAGUGAUGGCCAUGACCGACAUUGUAGAGGAUGACCUGGAUGAGAGGAUGCUGGAGGAGGCAGAGGAUGUGUUCCAGGAGGCCGGUGUGGCGUCCCACAUCCCAGAGAUCAUGGCGGCCGGCACCCACUCCCCCGGUGGGCCCAAUGGCAUAAUCCGGAGUCAGUCCUUCGCCGGCUUCAGCACGCUACAAGAACGGCGCUCACGGUGUAACUCCUUCAUGGGGAACUCCGUUGUGCAGAAGAAGCCUCAGUCCAAACCCAAGAAGCCUCACCUGUCCGGACACAAGGGAGGAAGCAGCUCCAGAGACCCACAGCCCAAAAGAGUGGAGGAGGUUUACACUGCACUCAAACAAGGCCUGGAUGAGUAUCUGGAAGUUCAUCAAGCAGAGCUGGAAAAACUCAAGUCUCUGAUGAAGGACAUGAAGAGGAACUCUCGCCUGGGAGUGCUGUACGAUCUUGACAAGCAAAUCAAAACCAUUGAGAGAUACAUGAGACGUCUGGAGUUUCACAUGAGCAAGGUGGACGAGCUGUACGAGGCGUUCUGCAUCCAGAGCCGUCUGAGGGACGGUGCCAGCCGGAUGAAGCAGGCCUUCUCCUCCUCUCCCUCCACUAAAGGCACCAAGGAGAGCAUCGCUGAGGUCAACCGCCGCUACAAGGAAUACACCGAGAACAUGAGCACGUUUGAGAGUGAACUGGAGAACCUGCUCGGGGAGUUUCAUAUCAAAAUGAAAGGAUUGGCUGGAUUUGCAAGACUCUGUCCUGGUGACCAGUAUGAGAUCUUCAUGCGUUACGGUCGUCAGAGGUGGAAGCUGAAGGGGAGGAUUGAGGUGAACUCAAGACAGAGCUGGGAUGGAGAUGAGAUGGUUUUCAUGCCGCUUAUCACUGACCUCAUCAACAUCAAGGUGACGGAGCUGAAGGGCCUGGCCACUCACAUGCUGGUGGGCAGUGUGAUCUGCGAGACCAAGGAGCUGUUCACCGCCAUGCCUCAGGUGGUGGCUGUGGACGUCAACGACCUGGGCACCAUUAAACUCAACCUGGAGGUCAUGUGGUACCCCUUCGAUGUUGAGGACCUAACUCUGUCGUCCAGCAACGUCAGCAAAGCCACAGCUCUGCAGAGACGAGUGUCCAUCUACAGCCAGGGGACGCCAGAGACACCCACCUUCCAGGACAACUCCUUCUUUUCCACUCUACCAGAUGAUGUCUUCGAGAAUGGCGGCUGUGGCAUGGCAGAAUGCAAGCGUCUCUCCUUCACCUUCUCCGACACCUCUGGUUCCACGGCCAGCCCCAGCCCCGCCCCGAGCUCCCACUCCCACAGCCAGUCCAACCCGGAGAUCACCGUCACUCCUCCAGAAACUGAACCGCCGCCCACCCAAAUCCUCCCGACAAGAGAGGACUCCAUCGCAGAGGAGCAUUUGGUGGAGGAAGAGGAGGAGGAGUAUGACGAAGAUGGUGAUACAGGAAGUAGAGGAAGCAGGGGCACCAGCGGCAGCCUCGCCAGCGAUGAAGCUGAGGCGACAGAGGACUCGGAGUGGGAACGCACCGAGUCCCAGCGAAACUCUGGCUCCAACAGUGGUUCUGCUGCCCCGUCCCUGUGUUCUGACAGCCACCUGUCUACGGUGGCUCCAGAGGAUGUUUUCCUGGAUCACGCUGAUGAACUGAAACCCGUGGAACUGGACUCGGAGGAGGCGGGCAGCCUGACCAGGCAGCUCGUGAAGAGGCUGACGUCUUCCGAUAUCGUGCCCUCCAACGGGAGCUCGGCCGAGGGUGGGGGGAGCCUGAGCUGGGCCGGAGAGGGGAGCAGGGCGUUCCUGGAGAGCAGCCUGGAGGAGGCCAUCCACAGCCUGCUGAUGAGGCUGGAGUCACUGACCCACCGCUGCAGAGAGCUGCAGGACCUGGAACAGGAAGUGAUGCGUCUGGAGGACCUGCUCAAGUGUCGUCUCCCGGGCCACAGGAGCAGGUCGUCCAGCCUCAGCCUGACGGUGGAGAGCGCCCUGGAGAGCUUCGACUUCCUCAACACGUCCGACUUCGAUGACGAGGACACGGGCGACGAUAACGCCGUCCUCAGCCCCCCCCCGCUGUUCGAUGCCGAUGGAGAGAGGAUCGGGGGCCAGCAUCCAGAAGCCAGAGGACACCUGAGCGAGGCCCUGACAGAAGACACCGGGGUGGGAAACAGCGUGGCGGGAAGCCCCCUGCCCCUGACGACAGGGAACGAGAACCUGGACGUGGCCAUCGUCAUCCACCUGCAGUACUGUAACCACCUCAUACAGUUGUUGACCAACGGGCCGGGUGGGUGGCAGCGGCGCAGUCUGCUCAUCAAACUGUCCGCACAGACUCAGCUGUUAGAAGAACUAGCGGAGAUCAGUGUGGACAGACUGGGAGCCAUCACAUCUGCCGCUGAUGUCCUCCCGGGCCUCGCCGAGCGCCCCGAGCUGAUGACGCUGUGGUCGGAGUGCAGCGGGUCUGCGGGACUGUUCCACACCACACUGGACCGAGUGUUCAAACACAUGAACGAGCGCUACACGGCAGCGCUGCAGGAGAGACACCCACACAGCGCUGACACAGUGAUUGGUGUCGUAGUGGGCGAGAUGGUUGACAGGAGCGACCUGGUGACGUCACACGACCCCCCCGCCUCUGCUCUGGCCCAGGACGUCCUGACCGUGUUUCAGUUCCACAGCUACAUCUCACAACACGAGGUCCAGGACAUGGAGACGCACCUGCUGCACCUGGCCAGAGAAGAGUUGUUUGCCGAGGCCCUCUGCAGCGGGGACUAUUCUCGGUGUCUAGCGGAGCUGGAGCUGGUGCCCGUGUCGACCCUUUGGCCUAAAGCCAGCACCCUGAGGGCCCUGGCCUCCCUGCUCACCGCAGACGACCCUCAGGUCAACGAGGUUGCAGCCGACUACCUCUCCUCAGGAGCGUCACACGGCCACUUCAGGAGCAGGGCUGUGGAGUGCUACACCCAGGCUCUGUCAGAGGCCGGAGGUCAGAGCCAGAGGGCGGCUUGUUCAGCUCUCAGCCGCCUGCAGGCUGUGGAGAGCAUCAGGGCGGUGGUGGCACUGUGCGAUGCAGCCGACGAGGAGCUUCGCCACGUCGCCAUAGAAACACUCCUCACAUUUGGUGAGGAGGGGCGGCUGGCGUACGAGCAGCUCGACACCGUGCCGGGGGAAAUUCUCCGACUGGGCACGCGGCGAGGGAACGCUGUCACCACGGCCUUCUGAGCCACAGCUCCACCGAGGAGACGAGAGAUCGAGCCUCAGCUCUGAGGAUACCACUGCCCCCCCCCCCCCAGCACCUCACAGGGCUGUUCAUUUACUGAUCAGUUUAUUGAUCUCCACCCGCCACAUCUACCACUGUUCUUGCUGAUACUGCCUCUUACAAGGAACUAACACCAAACAAACUGUCUUAACCACCAGGACGCACAACCUAUACCCCUCCUGCACACACACACACACACACACAAUCGUUGUCCCAUCACCUUUACUCCUGCACACCCCCUCACUCACCCCCCCCCCCCCUGCGUUCUGAGCCAGGAACACUGGUCACGUGGAUUUUUCACUUGAGCACAGCUUUGACGGGACACGAAGCCACUGAACGCUGCAGGAACACUGUGGAAACUGGAAGCGGUGAAUCGACACACAACCCACACGCCGCCAACACGUACAACACACGUAUUACUCCCCCCCCCCCCCGCGCGCGCUGAUUAACUCUCGUUUUGGCUGUUGCAGCGUCGGUCGUGUCAAGCAAUAUUCUAACUAUGACCUUUGUAUAAUCACUGUUUUAUCACACGUUUAAGUUGGUGGCUUUUGCAUCACAGAUGUUCCUCUGCGCUUUCGGACGACUAGCACUGUUGUAAUGCAUGUAAAUAGGGCAUAUUUUACACGGCCGGUGUACUAUAUAUAUAUGGUUGUAAUUCAAAGUGUAUUUUUAGGUUCUGUUUUCUAGUACGUUCCAUUUUUGAGUUUCAGGGAUUCUCGUGUGUUUUGUGGCGGCGAGGACCGUUACCGAGUGGUGUGUGGCUUCGGAGAGAAAGUGAGGUGAAGCGGUGAAAGGGCGUCGAGCAGAUUUAAAAACCUCAAGUCGUGUUUAUCAGCGGAGACAACAAAAAAAAAAAGGAUGAAGCUCAGAUCUAAACUGCUGAGGGAGUGAACCUGGAGUUUUUCUCAAACCUGCAGUCUAACAAGUGCAAUUUUUCUGUACAUAGCUGACUUGUUGAAAGUCGGCCUUUUGACCAUUUGAGCCUUGAUGUGGUCGAGCAGGAACUCUCUCUCUUUUUGUAAAUUUUUUUUUUUCCUAGCAGGUAUGGAGCCACUCGAGGGCAAUAAAUUCAGUUUGCGGAGCAUGAGAACGCACUUUCUCAGUAACUGUACGGAGGGGAUGGAUGGAUGGCUGGAUGCUUGGUUGGAUGGGUGUUGUUUCAUUUCUCGGUAACUGCACCUUCAUCUGGCGUGUGAGCGAAACAAGCGAGAUGAGAAGUGAGGCUUUUUCUAUGAGAAGCUGCAGGAUCAAGUGUUUGGUGCGUCUCGUUCUUCUGUAACUGACCCGAGUUCAGCUAUUCUCAUUGUAACCGAACUACUGAGUCCAGCGAGGCGAUGAAACUCACUUCUGUUCUCACCUCUUAUUUAUUAUUUACCCCUCGGAUUUCUAAUAGGCUUUGGAAGUUUUUGUAACCGUGCAGGUGAAUUUGUUAUGUAUAUAUUUAUGUUGGACUUUUGGAUCAGGUCUAGGACAGUAGGUUUAAAAAGGCCUCUGUGUUAUUCAUGCUUAACUUAAAUUGGAGUUUAUUUUGAAAGAAUUAUAUUAUAUGGAUUAUUAUUUUGGAGAAGAUUAAGAAUUGCUAAUGGCCUAAUAGCGUUAUAGAUUUGUUUUUCCCUAAAAGGUCCCGGACGUAACGGGACAUUAUAUAUAGGAAAUGUUACUUUCUGACUUAGACUUACUGUAACCAAAGGAAGAUUUAAUUUUUAAAUUGUCCUUUAAGAAACGCUCAUAAUUCAUCUUGGAGAAUGUAUUUUCAAUACGACAUUGGCAUUUUGGCCACAAAGCUCAGACUCAAACUUUAGAAGCACAACUUUAAAAAAUACGACAAACCCAUAACAUAUGAAUUUAACUACAUUUUGGAUCUAACUGCACAGUCCAGAAGCCAUACUGAUUUAAAACAUGUAAUAUUUCUAUGAAAUGUAUUUUUUUUUGUUUUAUAAUCUUAAAUGUGUGAAGUUGUAACUAAAAGCUGAAACUUUUUUUUCUAUACAACCUUUUACAAAACAUGUUUUAAGUCCAGUUACAGUAUUUUGGUCGAGUACCUAAUUCAGCGUCUACUUUUUUUUCUCUUUUUACAUACUUGCAGGUGACCAGUGUUAUAAAGUUUUACUGUUCAAUUCCUAAUCACCACAAAUACAAGUUGGCAAAAAUGUGCAUGUUUAAUUAUCAGUAUAACUUAGUACACUUGCUAAAAUUGAUCCAUCUCUGUAGCUUCUGUACUCCUCCAUAUAGUUGCAUCCUCUUCAUUGUGGUCAUCAGCAUUUACUCUGCUCAUCUAAAGUUGCAAUAAAUUUUAUUUUUGCAUAAUUGAAAUAACAA
Platichthys flesus (European flounder) is the source of this 5852-nucleotide messenger RNA. RefSeq names its product RHO family interacting cell polarization regulator 2 (gene ripor2). The record is from RefSeq and is a predicted model, not a curated record. Bases 287 to 3496 code for a protein of 1069 amino acids. The transcript has 22 exons. NCBI's taxonomy places the organism in Eukaryota, Metazoa, Chordata, Actinopteri, Pleuronectiformes, Pleuronectidae.